Messenger RNA from Staurois parvus, 250 nucleotides. The record is from the annotation of a GenBank genome assembly. Lineage: Eukaryota; Metazoa; Chordata; Amphibia; Anura; Ranidae.
CCUUUCAGUGCCCAUCAGUGCCACCUAACAGUGCCACCUAUCAGUGCCCAUCAGAGCAGCCUAUCAGCCCAUCAGAGCAGCCUAUCAGUGCCCAUCACUGCAGCCUCAUUAGCGCACAUCAGUGAAGGAGAAAAAUCACUUAUUUACAAAAUGUUAUAACAAAAACUAAGAAAAAAACGUUUUUUAAAAAAAGAAUUUUCAGUUGUUUUUGGUUUGUUUAGCAAAAAAUAAAAAAACCCGAGGUGAUUAA